GCUGCGUCCCCCACGGGCCUCGCGCUCCUCCCCCGCCAUGCCUCUCACUGAUCCCUGGAUCCCCACCCCGAGGACGCCGUCCUGGGACUACUCGGGGUCCGGCGACCUGGAGGACCUGGAGCCGUGCCGGGUCCGGGACCUGCCCUACAGCUACGCCUACGUGCCGGUGCUCUACCUGGCGGCCUUCGUGGUGGGCCUGCUGGGCAACUCCUUCGUGGUGUGGCUGCUGGCUGGGCGGCGCGGCCCGCGGCGGCUCGUGGACACCUUCGUGCUGCACCUGGCCGCCGCCGACCUGGGCCUCGUGCUCACGCUGCCGCUGUGGGCCGUGGCGACGGCGCGCGGCGGCCGCUGGCCCUUCGGCGAGGGCCUGUGCAAGCUCAGCGGCUUCGCGCUGGCCGGCACGCGCUGCGCAGGCGCGCUGCUGCUGGCCGGGCUCAGCGUGGACCGCUACCUGGCGGUGGUGAAGCUGCUCGACGCGCGGCCGCUGCGCACCCCGCGAUGCGCGCUGGCCGCCUGCUGCGGCGUCUGGGCCACGGCGCUCCUGGCCGGCCUGCCCUCCCUGGCCUACCGGGAGCUGCAGCCCCUCCCCGGCGGCCGGGGCAGCCAGUGCGGGGAGGAGCCCUCCGACGCCUUCCAGGCGCUGAGCCUGCUGCUGCUGCUGCUCACCUGCGCGCUGCCCCUGGGCGUCAGCCUGGUCUGCUACUGCCUCAUCUCGCGCCGCCUGCGCCGGCCGCCGCACCUGGGCCGGGCCCGGAGGAACUCGCUGCGCAUCAUCUUCGCCGUCGAGGGCGCGUUCGUGGGCUCCUGGCUGCCCUUCGGCGCCCUGCGGGCCGUCUUCCACCUGGCGCGGCUGGGGGCGCUGCCGCUGCCCUGCGGCCUGCUGCUGGCGCUGCGCUGGGGCCUCAGCAUCGCCACCUGCCUGGCCUUCGUCAACAGCUGCGCCAACCCGCUCAUCUACCUGCUGCUGGACCGCUCGUUCCGCGCCCGGGCCUGGCGCGGGGUCUGCGGGCGCCCCGACCGCCCCGACCGCCCGGCGCGCGGGGGCAGCUCGGCGUCCUCGCUCUCCAGGGACGACAGCUCCGUGUUCCGGAGCCCCGCCGGCAGCUGGGAGCGAGCGCGGACGGCUAGCGCUGGCCCGGCCCUGCCCUAGCUUGUCCCCCGCCUGGCGGAGGUGGCGGCCCCGGAGCCCGCAGGGGAGGGAGGCUCGGGGGACCGAGGGGGAGAGACUCCCCAGACUUGCCUUCUCUGCUGCCGGCAGCGCGCUCGGGCCGGCACUGCCUGGACUCCCGGGGCCGCCUCCAUCAGCUUUCUCAGGACCUCAGCGCUUUUGGAACUCCCGCCCCCAAACCAGCCUGCUGAGAGCAGCCGUUCUCUCAGCCCAGUGGGCAAUGGGGCUGAUUUUUUCAGUCCAAUAAAGGUCUAAGGAGAUAAAGCAGGCAGCAGUCUGGACACCCACAGGUUCACCAAGUAGAAGGAAGGGAAAUGGUUUCCUUCUCUGCCCCAUUGGGAAUGGCGCUGGUCAGAAUACCAAACACAGCCCACCACCCCCCAAAAGCUAUGCUAUCUCCGGCUGUGCUUUCUCUGAACCCCUACAAUAGCCACUGCCUUCUGAGAAAUAUCUUAUGGAAGUCAGACCCUCUGGCCCUCUCACUCUCCAAAAAAUUCUAUAGAAUAUGGGAAUUGACAGCCCUUUUGCCUUUAGUCAUCUUUGUAGCUGUCUAUGCUGUAUCAUUAAUCACUAUCCGUUCAGGUUUGCAUUUUCAAAGCUCACCAAAGCUGUGGGGACUAGCUUCAGUGUGCACUGUCCACUUAAUUCCUCCUGACAAUUUCCCCGAAAGUGCUAGGCCUAUCCUAGUUUUGUAUCCUCUCCCCAUCCCCAUGAAGCAGAUGGACCUACCCUGGAAAUUAUCUUGGCCCUUCCCUCUGGACAGAAGAUUUUGAAAUCUUUCACCAGACAUUCAAAUUCUCUGUCACUCAGCCGGGGACACCAGAAUCGUCCAUGUCAGGUACCGUUCUCAAUAAAAACUUGCUAGCCUGAGCUUGACAAUCAUGUCUUUCUUUACUUGAGCAGUGGGAGUGAAAUGAAUGUGG
Messenger RNA from Lontra canadensis (Northern American river otter), 2091 nucleotides. It is a transcript of the gene GPR25, whose product is annotated as G protein-coupled receptor 25. Lineage: Eukaryota; Metazoa; Chordata; Mammalia; Carnivora; Mustelidae. Gene Ontology annotation, biological process: immune response; G protein-coupled receptor signaling pathway. The transcript has a single exon. Gene Ontology annotation, molecular function: G protein-coupled receptor activity. Bases 38 to 1150 code for a protein of 370 amino acids. The record is from RefSeq and is a predicted model, not a curated record. Gene Ontology annotation, cellular component: membrane.